AUGCAGUGUUAUACGGAAUUGCUACCCCCUUCUGGGAUAUUUUCUGUGAUCCCUGUGGGCCCGCGAUCGCAAGACACCGAAGAUCGGGCGUCCACGAAGCUUUUUCUGGAGCAAGAGUACUCAUUGCCCGGGACUGUUACAGAUCUUCGCCGCGUCAAGAUCUUGAAUUCCAAAAGCGGCGGAGAAGCUGUCUUACUGGCGUUUCGCAAUGCCAAACUCAGUUUGAUCGAAUGGGACCCCGAACGCCAUGGCAUUUCUACCAUUUCCAUCCAUUACUACGAGCGGGAUGAUUUAACAUGUAGCCCAUGGGUCCCUGACCUGAGCAGCUGUGGCAGCAUUCUCGACGUGGAGCCUAGCAGUAGAUGCGCGGUCUUCAACUUUGGAAUCCGGAAUCUCGCCAUUAUUCCGUUCCAUCAGCCGGGAGAUGACCUGGUGAUGGAUGAUUACGACUCUGAUCUCGACGAACGGAAGCAUGUCGACCAGGAGACGACGAGAGAGAGUCCAGCAUACGCCACUCCAUAUGCUUCGUCUUUUGUCCUCCCCUUGACUGCAUUUGACCCUUCGAUUCUUCACCCUAUUAGCCUCGCCUUCUUGCAUGAAUAUAGGGAACCGACGUUUGGAAUCCUAUAUUCACAAGUCGCGACAUCCAAUGCACUUCUUCAUGAAAGAAAAGAUGUCGUUUUCUAUUCAGUUUUUACUCUGGACUUGGAGCAGCGCGCUUCUACGACAUUACUUUCGGUGGCUAGACUGCCCAGUGAUUUGUUCCACGUGGUGGCUCUUCCGCCGCCUGUCGGUGGCUCCCUACUCAUAGGAUCCAACGAACUAGUGCAUGUCGACCAAGCGGGGAAGACUAAUGCUGUGGGCGUUAAUGAAUUUUCCAGACAAGUGUCGGCAUUCUCCAUGACGGACCAGUCAGAUCUCGCGCUGCGCCUUGAAGGUUGCCGCGUUGAACGUCUUGCCGAUAACAGCGGUGAUAUGAUCUUGAUCUUGUCUACAGGCAACAUGGUUCUUAUCAAGUUCAAGCUGGACGGCAGGUCCGUGUCUGGUAUUUCAGUCCACCCGGUGCCCGUUCAUGCGGGUGGUGAUCUUAUGAAAUCGGCAGCUUCUUCAUCUGCAUUUCUAGGGAAUGGGGAGGUCUUCCUAGGCAGUGAGGAUGCGGAUUCUCUACUCUUGGGCUGGUCCGAUCUGUCGUCAGGCACAAAGAGACUUCGUUCGCAUAAAAACGAUGCGAACGACUCUGGCGACGUUUCCGAUGAUAACAUGAGCGACGAUGAUGUCUACGAAGAUGAUCUCUAUUCUACAUCCCCAGAUGCAACUGCAGACGGUCGCCGGGUAUCUGCAGACCCAUCAUCCUUUGGUCUGUACAAUUUCCGAAUCAACGACAGGCUUCUCAACAUCGCCCCCUUGAGAGAUAUCACCCUGGGAAAGCCAUCUACAUUCGACAAGGAUCGGAAGGACAACGUAUCGGCUGAGUUGGAGUUGGUAGCUUCCCAAGGGUCAGACCGCAACGGUGGAUUGAUAGCUAUGAGACGUGAGAUCGACCCAGAGGUAUUGGCUUCUUUCACAAUCGACUCGGCCAACUGCGUCUGGACCGCGUGUGUAGAGUCGUCGGGAGGAAAAGACAGCCAUCAAUAUGUCAUUGUAUCGAAACAAACGAACAUCGAUAAAGAAGAGACGGAGAUAUUCCGCGUGGAUGGCCUUGACUUGAAACCGAUCAAGGCACCGGAAGUCAACCCGAAUGAGGAGGUUACGAUCGAUGUUGGAACGCUGGCGAAACAAAGUAGGGUGGUUCAAGUCCUGAAGAAUGAAGUCCGAUGUUACGAUGCCGACCUUGGACUGGCCCAAAUCUACCCCGUAUGGGAUGAAGAUACCAGCGACGAACACCCGGCUGUUAGCGCUAGUGUGACAGACCCUUAUGUCGCUAUUCUUCGAGAUGACUCUACGCUGUUACUUCUCCACGUGGACGAUAGCGGCGAUGUUGAUGAAGUCGAGAUGCCUGACAAUAUGGCAGCUCAUAAGUGGCUCUCGUCUUGCUUAUACCUCGAUAAAACUGGGGUCUUUGCAUCCAACACGGAUACGAAAGGGUCGCGGCAGAACGAUAUGUUUUUGUUCUUACUUGGCCAGGAUUGCCGGUUAUUCAUUUACCGACUGCCGGACCUGCUGCUGGUUUCAACAAUUGAUGGCGUUGAUUGUUUACCACCACUUCUAUCGAGCGAACCGCCGAAACGAUCAACUACCCGCGAAACGCUGGCUGAGGUCGUCGUUGCGGAUCUUGGCGACACCUGGAGCAGUAUCCCUUAUUUGAUUGUGCGAACAAGAACUGACGAGAUCACCAUGUACAAACCAUUCGUUGCCACGAACGGCCUCUGCUUUGCCAAAAGAUUUAGCUCCGUCUUCAUGCCCGGAAUGUCGGCAGGCUUUGUCCUCAAGACAUCGGCUAGCUUGCCCCAUCUCAUGCGGAUGAGGGGAGCGCCCAUACAAUGCUUGGAUGCUUUCAACAGCCCCAGUGGAAACGGAUUUAUCUUCUUAGACUCGGAGAAUGCCCUGCGGAUGUGCCAAUUGCCUCGCGAGACGCACUUUGAUUACCAAUGGCCCAUGCGGAGGAUUCCCAUAGGAGAGCAAAUCGACCAUCUGGCCUACUCUGCGGCGGAAUGGAAGCUACCGGACGACGACGAGCUGCAUCCCGAAUGGCGCAACGAAGGUGUGCACAGUCCCAUCUCCAUCUGA
Messenger RNA from Aspergillus terreus NIH2624, 2727 nucleotides. Its product is annotated as cleavage/polyadenylation factor CFT1. Lineage: Eukaryota; Fungi; Ascomycota; Eurotiomycetes; Eurotiales; Aspergillaceae. Gene Ontology annotation, cellular component: mRNA cleavage and polyadenylation specificity factor complex; nucleus. The transcript has 8 exons. Gene Ontology annotation, molecular function: protein binding. The record is from RefSeq and is a predicted model, not a curated record. Bases 1 to 2727 code for a protein of 908 amino acids.